This is a messenger RNA of Lachancea mirantina, 2991 nucleotides long. Lineage: Eukaryota; Fungi; Ascomycota; Saccharomycetes; Saccharomycetales; Saccharomycetaceae. The record is from the annotation of a GenBank genome assembly.
AUGGGGAAGAAAUCUAAAAAGAGUCAGGAUAACUACUGGGAUGAGGAAUUCGAAGAGGAUGCUGCAAACGCUCAGGAAGAAGUAGCCGAAACAGUGGGAGCAUCAGAAACUGCGGCAAAUAGCGAAAAUGUGACACCAGAAGUCGCAGAAUUUGGUGAAGAUGCCAAUGGCGAGGACGGUGCAGGAGCCGAAGCUGAUGGCGACGAUUUAGCCGCUGAAGCUGAUUUCAUGGCCGCUUUGAAGAAGUCUAAGAAAAAGAGCGAACAAAGAGAGGCAGAUGAACCAAAGAAACCAGUACUGAAAUCUAAGAAGGAGAAAGAAAAGGAGAAGAAGGAAAAGGAGAAGCAAUUGAAAAAAGAGCAGGCAGCCAAGAAGAAGGCGCAACAACAGGCACAGAAGGAAAAAACAAAGGAAUUGAAUAAGCAGCAAGCAGAAGCCGCAGCGGACGCUAAGGCCAAGAAAGAAGCUGAAAAAAAGCCAGAGUCCGGAUCGGCCAAGAAACCCGCUAAGAAGGUACCCGCUGGCCUAGCUGCGCUCAGACGUCAACUGGAACUCAAGAAACAAUAUGAAGAACAGGAACGUCUGGCGCAGGAAGAAGAAGAACGCCUAGAGCGAGAGGAACAAGAACGUUUGGCCAAGGAAGAGCAAGAAAGAGAAGAGUUGAAACAGGCCAAGAGAGAGAAGGAAAAGGCUAAGCGUGAGAAGUUGAAGGCCGAAGGCAAACUGCUCACAAAGAAACAGAAAGAGGAGAAACGUCUUCAAGAACAGAGACGCGCAGCUCUUCUCGCCGCAGGUAACGUGCAUGUUGCUGGUUUAGAAAAGAAAGAGGGUACGCCCGAAAACAAGUCUAAGAGGGUUGUCUACGGCAAGAAGAAGAAGAAGACGCAAGCCGAAAAAGACGCAGAAAAGGCUGCUGCUGAAGCCCAAAAAGUAGCCGAAGAGGCCAAGGCUGCCGCAGGUGACGAAGAAGAAGACGUUUUAGUCGAUGACUGGGAAAACUUGGCUCUUGAUGAGAACGAAGAGCCAGCAUCUGAAGGAGAAGAAAAAGAGGUAGAACAAGACGAAGAGGAGAACGAAGAGCCAGGGCAGAAAAUUGUUUCCGAGGCUGUUCAGAAGCAGGAAAAUGAAGUGGAAUACGUACCAUCGUCUGAGCAAUCGACCCCACCACCAGCUGGUCGCGGUAAAGAGCUUCGGUCGCCUAUCUGCUGUAUUCUGGGUCACGUCGAUACUGGUAAAACAAAGCUUCUGGAUAAAAUUAGACAAACUAACGUUCAAGGCGGUGAAGCUGGUGGCAUUACUCAACAGAUUGGUGCUACUUAUUUCCCAAUUGACGCUGUUAGACAAAAGACUGCUGUCAUGGCCGACUUUGAAAAACAAACCUUUGAUGUCCCUGGUUUACUUGUGAUUGACACUCCAGGUCACGAGUCUUUCACCAACUUACGUUCCAGAGGUUCAUCUCUGUGUAACAUCGCCAUCCUGGUGAUUGAUAUUAUGCAUGGUUUAGAACAACAAACGUUGGAGUCCAUUAGGCUCUUGAGAGAUCGUAAGGCUCCUUUCGUGGUUGCUCUCAACAAAAUUGACAGACUUUAUGAUUGGCAGAGUUUCCCAAACAACUCCUUCAGAGACUCCUUCGAAAAACAGCCUCGCACUGUGAAGCAAGAGUUUCAGACCAGAUUAGAUACCAUCAAGGUUGCUCUAUCAGAACAAGGUUUGAACUCUGAGCUAUACUUCCAAAACAAAAACAUGUCUAAGUACGUUUCUAUCGUACCUACUUCUGCCGUUACCGGAGAAGGUGUUCCCGAUUUGCUGUGGCUAUUGCUAGAGUUGACUCAAAAGAGAAUGUCGAAACAAUUGAUGUAUCUCUCACAUGUGGAAGCUACAGUUUUGGAAGUGAAGGUCGUCGAAGGUUUCGGUACGACAAUUGAUGUGAUCUUGUCCAACGGUUACCUGAGAGAGGGUGAUCGUAUAGUUUUGUGUGGUAUGAAUGGUCCGAUAGUAACUAACAUAAGAGCUUUGUUGACCCCACAGCCGUUGCGUGAACUGCGAUUAAAGUCAGAGUACGUUCAUCACAAGGAAGUUAAAGCCGCACUUGGUGUCAAGAUUGCUGCCAAUGAUCUAGAAAAAGCGGUUUCGGGUUCCCGACUCUUGGUUGUUGGGCCUGAAGAUGAUGAAGAUGAAAUGAUGGACGACGUUAUGGACGACUUGACGGGUUUGCUGGACUCUGUGGACACUUCUGGUAGAGGUGUGACAGUCCAAGCCUCGACCUUGGGUUCUUUGGAAGCACUUUUAGACUUCUUGAAGGACAUGAAAAUUCCAGUCAUGUCUAUUGGUUUGGGUCCUGUCUUCAAAAGAGACGUUAUGAAAGCCGGUGCGAUGCUGGAGAAGGCGAAAGAAUACGCAGUUAUGCUCUGCUUUGAUGUCAAAAUUGACAAGGAAGCCGAACAGUAUGCAGAGGAACAAGGUAUCAAGAUCUUCAAUGCUGAUGUCAUCUACCAUCUAUUUGAUGCUUUCACUGCUUACCAAAACCAGUUACUAGAGAAGCGUCGUAAAGAUUUCUUGCAAGAUGCCAUCUUCCCAUGUGUUUUGAAUACUCUGCAGAUCAUUAACAAACGUGGCCCUAUGAUCAUUGGUGUGGACGUUCAAGAAGGAUCUUUGCGUACUGGCACACCCAUUUGUGCCGUGAAAACAGAUCCAACUACCAAAGAGAAGACUGUUCUUUUGCUAGGUAGGGUGGUGUCUUUGGAAAUCAAUCAUCAACCAGUAAAUGAGGUCAAGAGGGGCCAAACAGCCGCAGGUGUCGCGAUGCGUCUAGAGGACCCAUCAGGUCAACAACCUAUCUGGGGCCGUCACGUAGACGAAAAAGAUACUCUCUAUUCAAUGAUCUCCAGAAAGUCCAUCGAUGUUUUGAAGGAUCAGGCUUUCAGAGACCAAGUUCCUAAAUCGGACUGGAUGCUCAUCCGUAAAAUGAAACCCGUUCUUGGCAUUGAUUAG